AUGGGCCGCAGGAAGAUCGAGAUUAAGGCUAUCAAAGAUGAUCGCAAUCGCUCGGUGGGCGGUCUUUUCAAGAAGGCGCAUGAGCUGGCUGUCCUCUGUUCGGUCGAUGUCGCGGUUAUCAUCUUCGGCCAAAACAAGAAAUUAUAUGAAUAUUCUUCAUGUGAUAUGCACGAUGCCCUUGGUCGGUAUCAAUAUUUCGGUGGCCCGCACGAGCAUAAAGGCCCGGAUGACUUCUCCGGCAAGCGCGACGACGACGAUGACGAAGAUGAUAUGACCCCAGCCCCCGAGGAUAUCCAAGCUGUUCAAACCCAGAGCGCAGUUCCGCCUCAUCUACAACAACCUGGUUUCCAGCACAUCAAUCAUGCUCCUUCUGCGUCUCCCCCGAUCCCGAACGGUCUCCCUAUAACGCGACACGUCUCCAACCUGGGGCCUCAGCAGCAUGCUACUCCCCCCCCUCAGAAUGGUUUCGCCUAUAUGUCUAAUCCCUCGAUGUACAAUCCCAACGUUCACGGUCCAAUGAAUCAAGCCCGGCCGGGUCAAUUUCCCCAUCAGUACGGCCACCCGGGACCGCAGGGCACUCCUCCUCACAUUUCUCACAUUUACAACAUCCACAUGCCGGGGGGGCCACAACAGUUGGCAAUGGCUCAAGGGCCUCCGCCCGUCCCGCAGGUUCAACAGACAUACAUCGCUGAACAGAACAGAGGGUCCAUGCCACCUGCCUUUGCUCACGAGCCACCACACCACGAUCGCUCUGUCCCUGUCGAGAACUCCGACCAUAUGAAUGCUGGCAUGAGACCCGAUCCUAGUCAAUCACCGCCGCAGCCGAAGACAUCGAAAUCCCACAGUAUUUUCACUCCGAUCGAUGACCGAGGCUCUGUACUUGCACGGCACUUUGGAGGACCGGCCCCGGUGUAUGAGGCUCCACGCGGGCCUCCGACGAAAGUCGAACCACCAGAAGAUUCCAGGCCGUCAAAUAUUAGCGCACCACCGGAACCUACUCGUACUCAAUCGAUCUCAUCUACGCCAGACCUGAAGCCACCCCAGCGCACGAAUAGUGGCGCACUCAAUUCCAAGCGUCCGCAAUUGAAAGUCCAAAUUCCUAGUGAGAAUUCGGACCGGGGCAGUGCCACUGCUGAGUCGUCAGAUCGCGACUCGGCAGGUAACAGAACUAGCACUCCUGCUAAAGGGAAUAACGAAAAUCCACCUACUAGCGUGGUGCUACCGCCUCCAUCACCAUCGGCUGGGGCAAUACUUAGCGCUGGGGCACAAGGUCCGCCCAAUCCUUUCGCUCGCCCACCACCUCCUGCGACUCAAUCAGGCAAUGCGUAUGGCAAUAACGGAGCGUCAGCUAAUAACGGCAACAACUCGAAUAACAUAGAGACGCCGAUAUCUGCACUGCCAAGCCGUUUCGUAUCAGAUGCCCUAUUACCAUCGCCAUCCAGCUUUUUCCCUGAAUGGGGUUUCGGCCGCUCGGGCCCUGACUCCAACUUGUUGCCCAGUCCAUUGACCUUCCCCACACCCGCAGUACAAAGCGGGCCUAGCUUCUCGCGGGAAGACGAACAAGACAAGAAACGGAAGAGUCCAGACAAUGGGCAAGGGCGGAUACGGCGAAUAAAAAGCCCAAAUCCUAGCAUAUGUAUCCUGAAACGCCCUGAAAAGCCUUUUCCGACUUGA
Molecule: messenger RNA, 1674 nt
Organism: Penicillium chermesinum
Lineage: Eukaryota; Fungi; Ascomycota; Eurotiomycetes; Eurotiales; Aspergillaceae
Gene: rlmA
Product: SRF-type transcription factor RlmA
Exons: 5
Coding region: 1-1674 (557 amino acids)
Biological process (GO): regulation of transcription by RNA polymerase II
Molecular function (GO): protein dimerization activity; RNA polymerase II cis-regulatory region sequence-specific DNA binding; DNA-binding transcription factor activity, RNA polymerase II-specific
Source: RefSeq, a predicted model, not a curated record